AUGUCACAAUAUUUUUUUUAUACAUGCCAAAGUGAUGGAAAAGAACGAAUAUCUUUUACAUAUCCCCCCAACCUUUCAACUUUUUUUGAAAUGAUACAAAAAAAGAUCCCUUCAUUUACAACAGAAAAAAAAACCUCGGAUCAAGUUUAUACUUGUUGGAGUUUGGUCAAUGAAGAAAAAAAGGAAAAUUUAAAAAACGAAUUUUUAAAUAGAAUUGAAGCUUUAGAUAAAAAAGGGUCUAUUGAAAAUAUACUGGAAAAAACAACUCGAUUUUGUCAUAACGAAACUCAAAAAGAAUAUUUACCUAAAAUUUAUGAUCCAUUUUUACAUGGGAUUUCGCGCGGAAGAAUCAAAAAAUUAUCUCCGUUCCAAAUCAUAACCAAAACCUAUAAAAAAAAGAAUAUAAGAGGAUCUUGGAUAAACAAAAUUCAUGCUAUACUUCUGAAGAUUAAUUCUCAAAAAUUUGAGCAAACAAUAGAAAAAUUUAAAAGAAAGUCUUUAUCAAUAGAGAAAAAACUUUAUUUUUUUUCCGAACCCCAAGAAGAAAAAAUUCAGUCAGAAGAAGAAAUAAAAAUUUUCAAAAUUUUAUUUGAUGUCGUUAUAAUUUAUAAUAAUGAUCAAACUCUUAUAAAAAAUUUUAUUGAUUUCCAUGAAAUCAAUAAACAAGUUCCUCAAUGGUCAUACAAAUUAACAAGUGAAUUGGAAGAAUUGGAAGCUGAAACUGAAGAAAAUAUACCAACCGAACCUGGAAUUCGUUCAAGAAAAGCAAAACGUGUAGUGGUUUUUACUGAUUUAAAAGAACCGCAUAACGAGAUUUAUACUAAUCUCAAAGAUAAUCAAAAUUCUGAUCAAACAGAUGAAAUGGCUUUGAUCCGUUAUUCACAACAAUCUGAUUUUCGUCGAGAGAUAAUUAAAGGAUCCAUGCGUUCCCAAAGGCGUAAAACUGUUAUUUGGGAAUUUUUGCAAGCAAAAGCACAUUCGCCCCUUUUUUUUGAUAGAAUAGAUAAAUUUUUUUUUUUUUCGUUUGAUAUAUGGGGGCUAAAAAAAAAAAUUCUUAGAAAUUUCAUGUGGAAAAAAAAAAUUUUUUUUGAUAAAAACGAAGAAGAACAAUCAAAAAAAGAAGAACAAAGACGUAUAGAAAUUGCGGAAACUUGGGAUAGCUUCUUAUUUGCUCAAAUAAUAAGAGGUUUUAUUUUAGUAACUCAAUCUAUUCUUAGAAAAUAUAUUAUAUUACCUUUAUUGAUAAUAAUUAAAAAUAGCAUCCGUAUCGUAUUAUUUCAACUUCCCGAGUGGGAAGAGGAUUUAAAGGAGUGGAAACGUGAAAUGCAUGUUAAAUGUACUUAUAAUGGGGUUCAACUAUCCGAAACAGAAUUUCCACGAAACUGGUUAACGGAUGGUAUUCAGAUAAAAAUCCUAUUUCCGUUUUAUCUUAAACCUUGGCAUAAAUAUAAAUUUCAAUCAUCUCAGAAGGCUCGACUAAAAAAAACAAAAGGAGAAAAAAAUGAUUUUCGUUUUUUAACAGUUUGGGGGCUGGAAACUGACCUACCUUUUGGUUCUACCAAACCAAAGCCUUCUUUUUUUAAACCUAUUUUUAAAGAAUUAAAAAAAAGAAUCAAAAAAUCCAAAACGAAGUCUUUUCCGGUUUUAAGGAUUUUCAAAGAAAGAGCAACAAUUUUCCUAAAAGUCGAAAAAGAAAUUAAAAACUGGAUUAUAAAAAACUUGCUUUUUCUAAAAGAAAAAAAAAAAAACCUUUCAAAACGAAAUAGAAUUCCAUUAGUUGGCCCGAGAGAAAUAUAUGAAUUAAAUGAAACUAAAAAAGAUUCAAUAAUGAGUAAUCAGAUGAUUCAUGAACUAUCUGUUCAAAAAAAAUCGACGGAGUGGCCAAAUUCUUCACUCAGCGAAAACAAAAUAAAAAAUGUGAUUGAUAAAAUAAAGACAAUCAGAAAUCAAACGAAAAAAAUUUCAAAAGAAAAAGAAAAACUAACUAAUAGUUGUAACAAACUGUGUUAUGAUUCUAAAAUAAUUGAGUCAUCAAAAAAAAGUUGGCAGACAUUAAAAAAAAAAAAAACUCGAUUAAUUCGUAAAUCUUUUUUUUUUUUUCAAUUUUGCGUUGAACAACUGUCUAUUUCUAUUUUUCUAGGUAUUAUUAAUAUUCCAAGAAUUACUACACAACUUUUUGUUGAUUCAACAAAAAAAAUUCUUGAUGUAUAUAUUUACAAGAAUGAGGAAAAUGGAGAAAAAAAAAAAAAAAAAAAUACCAUUUAUUUUAUUUCGACUAUAAAAAAUUUCAUAUCAAAAAAAAAUUUUUUUAGUUAUGACUUAUGCUCUUUAUCACAAGCAUAUGUAUUUUACAAAUUAUCACAAAUUCAAGUUAGUAACUUUUCUAAAUUAAAGUCUUUUUUUGAAUAUAACAUAUACAUAACAUCCUUUUUUGUUAAGAAUCAAAUAAAAGAUUUUUUUAAAGAACAAGGAAUCUUUCAUUAUGAAUGGAAAGAUAAAACCCUUUUAAAUUCCGAAAUAAAUCAAUGGAAAAACUGGUUACGAAGUCAUUCUCAAUAUAAUUUACCUCAGAUUGCAUGGGCUAGAUUAGUAACCCAAAAAUGGAAAAAAAAACUAAACCAAGACUCUCUAGUUCUAAAUCCAAGUUUAAACAAAGUGGAUUCAUACGAAAAAAAAAUUUUUGAUAAUUACAAAAAACAAAAUUUUUGUGAGGCUAACUUAUUUUUCAAUCCAAAACAUAAACAGAAUUUCAAAAAGGAUUCUAUAUAUAAUCUUUUUUGCUACAAAUCUAUUCAUUCUACAGAAAAAUUUUUUGAUAUGUCUACAGGCCUAGAAAAUUUUUUAAUCUCUUGUUUUCUAGAAAAAUAUAAUAUUCGCAGUAUAGGGGAAAUUUUGCAUAGAAAAUAUUUGGAUUGGAGAAUUCUCAACUUUUGGUUUAGAAAAAAAGUAAAUAUUGAGCUUGAUACUAGGAGUAAAAAAAAAUAUAUUAAAACUAAAGUUAAGAAUUAUAAAAGAAUUUAUAAAAUAACUAAGACGAGUCUUGCCAAUCAAAAAAUAAAUUUUUUUGAUUGGAUGGGAAUGAAUGAAGAAAUACUAAAUCCUCGUAUAACAAAUUUUGACUUUUUUUUCUUUCCAGAAUUUUUCUUAUUUUCUAGUACAUAUAAAAUGAAACCGUGGGUCAUACCAAUUAAAUCACUUCUUUUCAAUUUUAAUGAAACAAAAAAUGUGAAUAAACAGAUCACCCUAAAGAAAAAAGGUUUUAUACCAUCAAACGAAAAAAAAUUCCUUCGGUUUUUUAAUCUAAAUAAAGAAGAAAACGAAUCAGCAGGUCAAGAAGAGUUUGAAUCAGAUAAAGAAACAAAAAUAAAUACGGAAUCAGCUCUAUCAAAGCAAGAAAAAAAUAUUGAAGAAAAUUAUACAGAAUCGAAGAUAAAAAAACGUAAAAAUAAAAAAAAACCAAAAAGCAAUACCGAAGCGGAACUUGACUUAUUUCUCAAAAGGUAUUCGCGUUUUCAAUUGCGAUGGAAUUGUUUUUUUAAUCAAAAAAUCCUCAAUAAUGUAAAAGCAUACUGUCUCUUGGUUAGACUAAAAAAUCCAACCGAGAUAACGAUAUCUUGUAUUGAAAGAGGAGAGAUGAGCUUAGAUAUUCUAAUGAUUGAGAAGAAUUUCACUUUUUCAAAAUUAAUGAAAAAAGGAAUAUUGAUUGUUGAACCUGUUCGUUUGUCUGUAAAAAACGACGGCCAACUUAUUAUAUAUAGAACCAUCGGGAUUUCAUUGGUUCAUAAAAAUAAACAAAAAAUAAGUAAAAGAUCAAAAAAAAAAGCUAUAUUUAUAAAAAAAAAGUUUAAAUUUCUUUGUCCCUGAAACUAUUCUAUCCCCUAAACGACGUAAAGAAUUUCGAAUUCUAAUUUGUUUCAAUUUAAAAAAAAAAAUGCAAGGGAUAGAAAUUCAAAAUUUGAUACAAAUAUUCAAAACUUGACCACAGUUUUGAAUAAAAAGAAAGAUCUUGAUAAGGAUAAAAAAAACCUAAUUAAAUUAAAAUCCUUUCUUUGGCCCAAUUUUCGAUUAGAAGAUUUAGCUUGUAUGAAUCGCUAUUGGUUUAAUACGACUAAUGGAAAUCAUUUCAGUAUGAUAAGAAUACACAUGUAUACGCGAUUUCAAAUGCAUUAAUGGUAGAUCCUUUUUACUAUAUUUUGACUAUAUAUAUAGUAUUAAGUUACGGUAUAUGAACAAUAUAUAAUAUAAGUUACGGUAUAUGAAAACAAUUGGAUGCACAAAUGUGAGGGAUUUUUUUUAAUUCAAUCUUUAUACAUGAGAUUCAUUGAAUUAAUGACAUAGAUACCACUCAGAGCGAAUUCAUAAAUAAAUUUUUAAAAUCCUCCUUUUUUAGAUCGAAAUUUAAACUUUUUUUUUAUAAAAUUAAGAAUUAAUAAGUUGAUAAUUAAAUUCGGAUCCUUGUACAAAAAAACUACCAUUAUUAUUACUGAUCAGUAAAAUUCAUAUCUUUCAAUUCAUAUUAAAAAGGGAAGGAUUUCUUUUUAUGAUAAAAAAUACAUUCAUUUCAUUUCAAGAAAAAAAAGAAGAAAGCAAGGGAUCUGUUGAAUUUCAAGUAGUCAGUUUCACUAAUAAGAUACGAAGACUUACUUCACAUUUGGAAUUGCACAGAAAAGAUUAUUUAUCUCAGAGAGGUCUACGAAAAAUUCUGGGAAAACGUCAACGACUGCUGGCUUAUUUGUCAAAAAAAAAUAGAGUACGUUAUAAAGAAUUAAUUAAUCAGUUGAAUAUUCGGGAAUUAAAAACUCGUUAAAUUCCAAAAUUGUGAAUUAGUUAAUUUUUUAGAUCUUGAAUUUUUGAAUAAACUUCUUUUUCAGCAAUCUAAUUCAUACCAGAACGAAUCAAGGAAAAACUUAUGAAGAGACCAGUUACAGGAAAAGAUCUUAUGAUAGUCAAUAUGGGACCUCACCACCCAUCCAUGCACGGUGUUCUUCGCUUAAUUGUUACUCUAGACGGUGAGGAUGUUGUUGAUUGUGAACCCAUAUUGGGUUAUUUACACAGAGGAAUGGAAAAAAUUGCAGAAAACCGAGCAAUUAUACAAUAUUUACCUUAUGUAACGCGGUGGGAUUAUUUAGCUACUAUGUUUACAGAAGCAAUAACAGUAAACGGACCCGAACAAUUAGGAAAUAUUCAAGUUCCUAAAAGAGCCAGCUAUAUCAGAGUAAUUAUGCUAGAAUUGAGUCGUAUAGCUUCUCAUCUGUUAUGGCUUGGCCCUUUUAUGGCAGAUAUUGGGGCACAGACUCCCUUUUUCUAUAUUUUCAGAGAACGAGAAUUUGUAUAUGAUCUAUUCGAAGCUGCCACCGGUAUGAGAAUGAUGCAUAAUUUUUUUCGUAUUGGAGGAAUAGCGGCGGAUUUACCUUAUGGUUGGAUAGAUAAAUGCUUGGAUUUUUGUGAUUAUUUUUUAACAGAGGUUGUUGAAUAUCAAAAACUUAUUACACGAAAUCCUAUUUUUUUAGAACGAGUUGAAGGCGUUGGGAUUAUUGGUGGGGAAGAAGCAAUAAAUUGGGGUUUAUCCGGACCAAUGUUACGCGCAUCCGGAAUACCAUGGGAUCUUCGUAAAGUUGAUCGUUAUGAGUCUUACGAUGAAUUUGAAUGGGAAAUUCAGUGGCAAAAACAAGGAGAUUCAUUAGCUCGUUAUUUAGUACGACUUAGCGAAAUGACAGAAUCCAUCAAAAUUAUUCAACAGGCUCUGGAAGGACUUCCGGGGGGUCCCUAUGAAAAUUUAGAAAGCAGAGGCUUUGAUAAAAAAAGGAAUCCAGAGUGGAAUGAUUUUGAAUAUCGAUUCAUUAGUAAAAAACCUUCCCCUACUUUUGAAUUAUCGAAACAAGAACUUUACGUAAGAGUUGAAGCUCCAAAAGGGGAAUUGGGAAUUUUUCUCAUAGGAGAUCAAAGUGGUUUUCCUUGGAGAUGGAAAAUCCGACCGCCGGGUUUUAUUAAUUUGCAAAUUCUUCCUGAACUAGUUAAAAGAAUGAAAUUGGCUGAUAUUAUGACGAUACUCGGUAGCAUAGAUAUAAUUAUGGGAGAAGUUGAUCGUUAAAAUGAUAAUUUAUGCAACAGAAGUACAAACAAUAAAUUCUUUUCUUAGAUUGGAAUCUUUAAAAGAGGUCUAUGGACUCAUAUGGAUAUUUGUCCCUAUAUUUUCUCUUGUAUUGGGAAUCAUAACUGGUGUACUAGUAAUUGUGUGGUUAGAAAGAGAAAUAUCUGCAGGGAUACAACAACGUAUUGGACCUGAAUACGCCGGCCCGUUAGGAAUUCUUCAAGCUUUAGCCGACGGGACAAAACUACUUUUCAAAGAAGAUCUUCGUCCAUCUAGAGGAAAUACUCCUUUAUUUAGUAUUGGACCAUCUAUAGCAGUUAUCUCUAUUUUACUAAGUUAUUCAGUAAUUCCUUUUAGCAAUCACCUUGUUUUAGCGGAUCUCAAUAUCGGUAUUUUUUUAUGGAUUGCCAUCUCAAGUGUUGCUCCGAUCGGACUUCUUAUGUCAGGAUAUGGAUCAAAUAAUAAAUAUUCUUUUUUAGGUGGUCUGCGAGCUGCUGCUCAAGCGAUUAGUUAUGAAAUACCAUUAACUCUAUGUGUUUUAUCAAUAUCUCUACGUGCGAUUCGUUGAAACAGAAAGGUUUAUUCCGUUUCUUCUAGAUAAAAAAAAAUGAAAAAAAAAACGGAAUAUAUAUAUUUAUCUUUCGGGUUUAUCUUAAUAAAAGGAAUUUGAAUUUGAUAGUUAUAUAUGAGUGAAAAAAAACUGCUCAGAAAUUAGCAGUAAAAAGAAAAAUUAAGUCUCAUUUCCUAUGUACAAAGGUUAAAUGGAAAUAAACGUAAGCGUAAGAAUCGCUUUACCCCAAGGUUGGUUGAUUAGUCAGCCGGGCUUGAAGCGGGUUAAAAAAAAUAUUAACCGUAUGACGUUUUCACUAUCAGUUAUAUAAAUUACUAUACAUAUACAUAUAUUACAAAGUGAUCGGCAAUUAGGUAAAAACGCGUGGAUGGUUAGAAACACCAAAAUACACAAAGAAUUUGUAAUAGAGAUUAACCAAAUUGAAAAGGAUAUUUAUGCAUAACAUAA
Molecule: messenger RNA, 7109 nt
Organism: Brassica napus (rape)
Lineage: Eukaryota; Viridiplantae; Streptophyta; Magnoliopsida; Brassicales; Brassicaceae
Product: protein TIC 214-like
Exons: 1
Coding region: 1-3864 (1287 amino acids)
Cellular component (GO): membrane
Source: RefSeq, a predicted model, not a curated record